AUGUCUAGAGCAGAGCGCAGCCUGGCGGAGUUCGAUGCGUUCGUCGACGAGCAGGUUGACUCUGCAAGGCGCGAGUGCGUCCGCCUGGACAACAUAUCGAGAGCGAUCCAUUUGGAUAAGCAGAUGAGCGCUCGUGCCUUGAGGUGGGCGGAAACCUACCAGAGGGGAUACCUGGAGCAGAUGAAGGCUCGGUUCUUCGGUGGCCAGAACGACCUGCCUAACGGCACGAUACCGUUGGUCGCCCGCUCGAAUGUCGACAGCUCCGAGUUCUACAAGUCCUUGAUUAGCAACAAGGAUGUCCUAUUCGCGGUAUAUGCUCAUGUUGAGUACUGCAACCAUUUCCCGUAA
Alternaria atra is the source of this 348-nucleotide messenger RNA. RefSeq lists its product as uncharacterized. The coding region runs from base 1 to 348 and encodes 115 amino acids. NCBI's taxonomy places the organism in Eukaryota, Fungi, Ascomycota, Dothideomycetes, Pleosporales, Pleosporaceae. The transcript has a single exon. The record is from RefSeq and is a predicted model, not a curated record.